AUGAGCGACUUCAACAAUUACGGCGGCUCCGAAGAGGAGUACGCGUCGGUUCGCAAAUUCGCUGCUGAAACGGAGACGAAUCCGGACAACUUUGAGAGCUGGGAGAACCUGAUCAAAGCCUGCGAAGCUCUUGAUGGUGGCCUGAACAGAAACUCGAGCCCCCAGGCGCUCUCUACGAUUCGCGAUGCCUACGAUCGACUUCUGCUCAAGUUCCCGCUCUUUUUUGGGUACUGGAAAAAAUAUGCCGAUUUGGAAUUCAAUAUCGCUGGCCCAGAGUCAGCUGAAAUGGUUUAUGAGCGAGGUUGCGCCAGCAUAACUAACUCUGUCGAUCUUUGGACCGACUACUGCUCUUUCAAGAUGGAGACAACACAUGACCCUACGCUGGUCAGAGAUAUCGCGCUUAAGCACCAUGAUUUCGGCUGUACACCUGUCAAGAGCUCUGCUGCUCACUAUCGACCGUGUCUGAUGACUUUGUUGAUAUGUACUCUUCGUCCCAUAACAUUGCGUCGUGCUCCUACCGUUGUCUCCACUGGGGAUCUAGAAUUCGAUUUCUACACUCCCAGAGGGCCACCACCCCUUUGUGUACUGACCCUCCUCUGUUCCCAUACUCGCCAAACCCUUACCCCCGUGAGCUCCCUACUGACAUGGCUACACAGACUAUUCGAACGCGGAGCUACUUUUGCCGGUUUAGAUUUCCUAGCCCAUCCUUUUUGGGACAAGUACAUUGAGUACGAAGAGCGACAAGAGGCUCAGGAUCGAAUCUUUGCCAUUCAUGCUCGAAUUAUCCGCAUCCCUCUUCAUCAAUAUGCUCGCUACUAUGAACGAUUUCGAACUCUGUCCCACACCCAGCCUCUAACAGAGGUUGUGUCGGCAGAUAUACUGGCCAAGUUUCAGGCCGAGGUUGCGGCUGAAGCAGCUGCAUAUGGUGGUGCCGAACGACCGGAGCUGGAGGUUGAAAGAGACGUCCGAGGAAAGAUUGACGCCAUGUACUACGAAGUCUUCACCCAGACACAAAACGAGGUUUCAAAGCGAUGGACAUAUGAGUCAGAAAAUAAGCGACCAUAUUUCCAUGUGACUGAGCUUGAACACAGCCAGCUCAAUAACUGGCGCAAAUAUCUAGACUUUGAGGAGGCCGAGGGCGACUUCAACAGAAUCGUCUCAUUGUACGAACGGUGUCUCGUUACUUGCGCUUUCUACGACGAAUUCUGGUACCGAUACGCCCGGUGGAUGGCGGAGCAGUCUGGAAAAGACGAAGAAGUUCGCAAUAUCUAUAUUCGGGCAUCAACUCUCUUCGUUCCCAUCAGUCGACCGGGAAUUCGUAUGCAGUGGGCAUAUUUUGAGGAGAGCUGUGGCCGCGUAGACAUUGCGCUCGAUAUCCAUGCUGCUAUCCUUACGAAGCUUCCGGACUGCGUGGAAGUGAUCAUUUCCUGGGCGAAUCUUGAGCGUCGCCAGAAUGGCACUGAAGCUGCUAUCCAAGUCCUCAAGGAUCAGAUCGAUGCUCCAACUGUUGAUCUGUAUACCAAGGCCGCCCUUGUGGCUGAGUGGGCAAUACUGCUAUGGAAGGGCAAGAACUCUACUGAAGAAGCCCGAGCAGUUUUCCUCAAGAACGUGCAGUGGUAUGCAGACAGCAGGACAUUUUGGGAUAAGUGGUUCCAGCUUGAACUGGAGCAAGCCACACCAGACAAGGAUGCAGAGACCCAGCAGGCGGAGCGCAUCAAGCAUGUCUUUGACGAGUUCCGCAGCAGAAGCCGGCUGCCGGCCCCAGUUAAGCGCGAACUGGCUCAAGUUUAUAUGAACUACCUAGUUCAACGCGGAGGCAAGGAUGCCAUGAAGGAAUUCUUGGCCGUAGACAGGCAAAUGUUUGGGUCCGUCAACCAUGCGACCUCCCAAGAAACGGAAGGAUUCCAGCUAACACUUAGUCACAGGCCUGCGUCUGUUGCGACGGCAUCAAAAAGUGCAACUGGCGCCAAGGAGAAUGGCGCAUCACUCGGAGAGCUUGAUGCAGCCAGCCAGCUCAAAGCUCAGACCAGAUACCUAAACUUUUACGAAGCCCACCCAGAGGCUAAUACGGAGGCCCAGGGCUCUGCCGAUUUCAACUAG
Trichoderma gamsii is the source of this 2100-nucleotide messenger RNA. RefSeq lists its product as hypothetical. The coding region runs from base 1 to 2100 and encodes 699 amino acids. Gene Ontology annotation, molecular function: protein binding. The record is from RefSeq and is a predicted model, not a curated record. Gene Ontology annotation, biological process: mRNA 5'-splice site recognition; RNA processing. The transcript has 5 exons. Gene Ontology annotation, cellular component: commitment complex; U1 snRNP; U2-type prespliceosome. Lineage: Eukaryota; Fungi; Ascomycota; Sordariomycetes; Hypocreales; Hypocreaceae.